Molecule: messenger RNA, 567 nt
Organism: Lathyrus oleraceus (garden pea)
Lineage: Eukaryota; Viridiplantae; Streptophyta; Magnoliopsida; Fabales; Fabaceae
Exons: 1
Coding region: 1-567 (188 amino acids)
Source: RefSeq, a predicted model, not a curated record
AUGGAGACUUUGGUGGCUGCUCAGAAUCAGUCAUAUAACAAUUCUCAAGAUCCAUUGCAACGAACAACAAUCUCUGAGAACGUCUCGACGCCCAUUUCAGUGGUGCCCGUCAAUGAUCAAAAAUAUCACAUGCCACCCGAUUUCCCUUGGGGCAUGCCUCGCGGUAAUAUGCCAACUGGAUACCGCCCUCAAAAUGUUGAAGCUCCAGUAGUGACUGUUGUGAUGUUUGUACCUUAUCUUGUGGUGUAUACGACUCCUUAUAAUGAAGAAAACAUUCAUCACGCUGCUCCAAGCGAAGUUGUGGGAGUAGAUGAAAGGUUAGAGGGAUUUCAAGAUCAGUUCUUAGAAAUUCAAAGGGAAAUCAAUGCUCUUCUAGGUAAGGAUCUUUUUGGCAAGACCGCUUUUGAACUCUUCUUGGUUCCUAAUGUUCAAAUUCCGCCCAAAUUUAAAGUACCAGACUUCGAGAAAUACAAAGGAAAUUCAUGUCCUCAAAAUUAUUUGGUGACGUAUGCUAGGAAGAUGUCCACUCAGACUAACAACCACCAGCUUCUGAUCCACUACUUUUAA